AUGUUUACAACUCUUCUUGCGGCCGUGGCUAUUGCUGCCAGUCAUGUUGCACACGCUUCUACCUCUGCAACUCCUAGCCUCCUCCUUUUCUCCAAGACGGCUGGCUAUCGUCAUGCAAGGCAUCUCGUGAGCUCCAUUGCCAAUGAGAAGGGUUGGUCAGUCGCGGCGACAGAAGACUCUGCCAUCUUCACCAACGGGAGCCUGUCCGCCUACAGCACUCUGGUCUUCAUCUCCACGACCGGCAACUACCUGUCAACUAAUGAGUCGGAUGCUCUCAACGAUUUCCUGCUUAACGGUGGCUCUUGGCUAGGCAUUCACGCCGCCGGUGAUUUUGGAGACGAUAUGCCUAACUGGUUCACCAAGCUUGUUGGUGCACAGUUCCGAUCCCACCCUUGUGAGACAGACGACAUUUGUGACGACGCGCAGAAAGAGCGAUAUCCUCCUAAUGGCAACAUUCGCCCAGACAUCGUCACAAUUCUCGACUUUGACCAUCCCUCGACCUCUGGUCUUCCAGAGAGCCACAACCGGACGGACGAGUGGUAUGCAUACAAGACUAAUCCUGCCGAUGAUUCUGCAUACAAAGUUCUCGCAAAGGUGGAAGAGACAUACAUCGACGAGAUCACGCUAUCUCCAGAGCUUCAGCACAUGCCUCCCAUGCACUCUAUUUCGUGGUACUCUAUGUACGAGGGCGUGGCUAGGGCGUUCUACACUGGUAUGGGACACACUAAUGAGUCUUAUUCUGAGGAGUACUUCGUUAAGCAUGUCACUGGAGGGUUGGAGUGGGUCACCGGCACUUCAAAUUAG
Colletotrichum costaricense is the source of this 804-nucleotide messenger RNA. Its product is annotated as glycosyl hydrolase. The transcript has 5 exons. Bases 1 to 804 code for a protein of 267 amino acids. The record is from RefSeq and is a predicted model, not a curated record. Lineage: Eukaryota; Fungi; Ascomycota; Sordariomycetes; Glomerellales; Glomerellaceae.